Molecule: messenger RNA, 1038 nt
Organism: Fusarium oxysporum Fo47
Lineage: Eukaryota; Fungi; Ascomycota; Sordariomycetes; Hypocreales; Nectriaceae
Product: kinase-like domain-containing protein
Exons: 4
Coding region: 1-1038 (345 amino acids)
Biological process (GO): protein phosphorylation
Molecular function (GO): ATP binding; protein kinase activity
Source: RefSeq, a predicted model, not a curated record
AUGUCUAUAGAGCUGACGUUGGACGCUUCAAUCUCCUUCGGGCGACGGCAAUCAACUCGCUUGUGGUCAAACUCGGCUCGCUCCGAUGUGCACGAGCAAGAAAAAUAUGAUUUCCUCGCUCUUAUCAUUGCAAUUGCAAACCUAUAUUCCCAGAACGAUAUUCUCGAGAUGCAAGGUCGACAAGAUACAGCUUACUCGUCGUCAAACGGUCAGAAUCGAAGUUGUUUCAUCCAGACGGCUGAUGCAAUGAUAAAGCAGCCAUCAGGAGCUUUAUUUCAGAAAUUCAGAUACUCAGUCACAGAAGCCUCCGACAACAUCCCAAUAUUGUUAAGAUCCUUGGAGUCCACUGGGAUUAUCGGCAUACCUUCAUUACUAGAUACUGAUCCUUUCGGGGUCUUGCUAGGGAUACCCAGAGCCCUUGAUCCUCCUAGAGAAAGCAAAUAUGGAUUUGAGAAAGUUUCAAGCCAAAAAGCGAUUGCUCUCAAUAUUGCCUGUGGUUUAUCCGCCAUUCAUGAAUGUGGUGUCAUUCAUGGCGACUUAAAGCCGGCAAAUGUCCUCAUUUUUUUCAAGCCAGUGCUGCACGCAAAGAUAGCAGAUUUUAGCCACUCAUUUCUCGACACUGGGGAGCAACGCCAACUGAUCGGCGGCACACGUAUCUACGCGGCCCCAGAAUGGCAGGCCUCAGCUUCUACUGGCCAGCUGCGUAAGGUUGAUAUAUAUUCACUAGGUCUAGUUCUCAGUGGCCUGGUUCUAGGCACAGAUCUGAUUGACUGUUUUGAACGAAACCCACCAAGGCUGAAUUUGAAUCUUUCCCUUGCAGACAGUAUCCAGAAGGUAAAGGACGAUGAUCUCAUGGUGACCUACCUCUACGAAUUGAUUUACCUUGCGGAUAAACAAAACCCAGAUUUGCAUCUUGACAGCCUCCCUAUGAUCAGAUCCAUCCUGGAAUCCACUCUACAGCUUGACCCCGGGAAGCGUCAUCUGGACAAAGUCAUUCACCUAUUAUCUAGCCGGUACUCUCAACCCACGCCUUUUUAG